AAAAAGCACAUAGAAACCAAGAUACAGCCCAGUAGCCGACCGACCCACCUAUAUAUCUCAUCCCAAAUGUUAAAAUGACAAGUGGGCAUACCAAAGACACAUAUUUAUCCCCAUAUUUUUUUCUCUCUUAUUUAAUUCCCCAACCUCAAACUCUCAAGCUUUCCCUUCCCUUUCCUUUCCUUUCCUUUGGUCAUUUGGUUCUGUGCAUUGACUUUUCUAGGUAUUUGCUUUUCAAUAUAAAUUGAGAUGAGGAAAUGGGAUGGAAGACGGAUUACCCACACCUUUCCCCUCUCUGUCAGACCAUUUCUAUCUUUGGUUUCUGAAUUGAAGUAUGCUUUCCUUCUUCUCUCUCUGUAAUCCUAAUUAUUGAAUCUAAUUGAUCCCUCAAGUCUCAAUCAUGGACCCUUCAGAAUUCACCACCGGUGAUAAGCCGUCGCCGCCGAGGAAAGAACUCCAACUCCAAGGCCCUCGACCGACGCCGCUCAAAGUUCGCAAAGAUUCCUACAAGAUCAAGAAACCACCGCUGCCGCCUCAACCAUCUCAGCCUCUUCCACCACCGCCGCCGCCACAGCCACAACAACCUCGACAACCGGUGAUAAUCUAUACCGUCUCCCCAAAGGUAAUUCACACCACUGCUAGUGACUUCAUGAACCUAGUCCAACGACUCACUGGCCCUGAUUCAUCUUCAUCAUCAUCAACUUAUGUUGAUGAUAGUGGUAGUACUGUCGUUGUUUCGCCGGCGGCACGGUUCGCCACCAUAGAAAAGGCUAAUAACAGUAACAGCCCUUCUGAAGGGGAGAAGUCAAGAAAGGGUAGUCAUGAGGUUAUUGAUGUGGUGGAGCUGGAAGGACUAGAUAUUAAUGGUGGAGCAAGAAGUAUGGGUUUGUUCCCAGGGAUACUAUCACCUCUUCCAUCAUCUCUCCCUCCCAUCUCUCCUAGCUUCUUCUCUCCAGCAUUUCCUGACCCAAACCCACUGGGAUUCUUCCAAGAUUUAAGCCCUAUGUUCCAAAAUAGGAAUUUUAUAGAAGGUACCCAGGUUCCAAGUCCUUCGACUUUCCUUUCUUCAGUUCCUCUUUCUUCUCCUAGUACUCCAUAUAUGGACCUCUUUAAUCAUCAUUUCGACUUCUAGACAUAGAGAGAGAAAGGGAUUGAAUCUUGAAGGGAAGAGGUGAAGGUAAUAGAGAUGUCUGGUUUUUGUAUAAACAAAAGAGGGAUUAGUCUCUUGAAAUGGAUGGCACAAUGUGUAGAGAGAGAGAGAGAGAGAUUUUUUUAUGUCAGUGAUAUAGUUGGAACUUGGAAGGCCUUUAAUGGGCUUUUAAUUUGAUGGGCCAUGUGAUGGGUAAAAUAUGGCAAUUUGUUUCUGA
This is a messenger RNA of Macadamia integrifolia, 1364 nucleotides long. RefSeq names its product protein MKS1-like. Bases 398 to 1129 code for a protein of 243 amino acids. NCBI's taxonomy places the organism in Eukaryota, Viridiplantae, Streptophyta, Magnoliopsida, Proteales, Proteaceae. The transcript has a single exon. The record is from RefSeq and is a predicted model, not a curated record. Gene Ontology annotation, cellular component: nucleus.